Messenger RNA from Cooperia oncophora, 432 nucleotides. The record is from the annotation of a GenBank genome assembly. Lineage: Eukaryota; Metazoa; Nematoda; Chromadorea; Rhabditida; Trichostrongylidae.
AUGUCAUCCAAAAAGGAGGUACAAACGGCCUUUAUGGGCUCUUUUGAGUUGAUUUAUUUCCUACUUUUAGUGUUUCAGACUUACUGCACAAAUGUGUCGUCGCUCCCGGCCGCUCAUUCGACGGUUGAGGUUCGCUUCGAAAGAGGGCUCCCGUUGUUGACUGUGAAUUUACCAUCACGGCAAGAAUCAUGUCAGUUCUCUCUGAGACCACUGACAGAUGACGUCGGAAGUUUCUGCGAUCAACUCCAUAGAGAAGAUCGUGGAUUGGAUUUUGUAGCAGUGUAUACAAACGAUGGAGUACGCGUGUCCAUGUCAACAUCUAUCGAGCAUCUGCUGCAGUUCGGUGGAUUUCGGCUGCGACUAAACGAUCGCUACUACGAUGUGACAGUACCAGAGCGGACGUUAGAAGACGAUUUAGGUAGUGAUAGGUGA